Centrocercus urophasianus (Greater sage-grouse) is the source of this 3896-nucleotide messenger RNA. RefSeq names its product yippee like 5 (gene YPEL5). The record is from RefSeq and is a predicted model, not a curated record. Lineage: Eukaryota; Metazoa; Chordata; Aves; Galliformes; Phasianidae. The transcript has 5 exons. Bases 1652 to 2017 code for a protein of 121 amino acids.
UGCUUACCCACCGGAAACCUUAAAGCCCGGUUUGGGAGGCAACAACAACAGAUUUGUCACUUAUUAUCUGACAGACUAGCUGCACUUAUGUGUAUUUAUGUGUUUAGCUUUCCCUCUGCUGGUAGUCAUCACAAGUUCAAGUAGUGUUGUCCAAGCUUAGGUUGUUCAUCUUUGUUUACUAUCGCUUGACCUAUGUUGAAAUCUUGAGUUGCUCAGCUGUUGCUUAUACAACCCGCUUAGGAAAGGCUUCUCUUAAAAAAUAAAUAAACAAAUAAAAAUGUUGUGAAAUAUAUAUAUUAGUACUUAGUACCAAGGUUGUCUUCAUUUCAUAGCCUCUACCUAAGAGUUUCAUAGAGGGUGUGAGAAUUUGUUGGUGAGAUGCCCUUCAAGUAUUGACAACCUAUCAGCCAGUGGAUGUAGUUUGGGUGGAGGUUGUCUUCUCACCAUGGUAUGCUAUAUAUUUUAUCUUUUCCUAUGGUUCGUUUUAACCAUUGCUGUCUUCUGGUGAAGAUUUGUACCGCGCUGACACCAAGGAUUCUGAGAACGUCUGAAUUAGUUUGAUUUUCGGAAAGUUGUAGAGUAGAUGGAGUGACAAAAAGUCGUUUUGUAUACCUGCUGUAAAAGUAAAUUUAUUACAAAACCAGGAAAUACAGAUUUCUUAAAACACUUGAGGAAUUAAGGGAGAAGGUAACCAGGAAAACAAGGAGACAGAAAUUGUCACUAAUUUGUGGGCCCUGUGUAGAGGGGAAGAAGCUUGGCCUGAGUCUGGUACCACUUGUAAGAUAAUACAAUAUAUGUUAUCUGGCAAGAGUAUUGUGAUGAUGUAAGUUACUGUGGGGGAGACACUGGGGUACGGGGGCUGUGUUAGGAACCAGCACCCAUCUGUGUGCCUCUGCUAUCUGUAAACUUGAAACAAAAUCCUGUCUUAGUGUUUGCAUACACCAGCAUCAUGUAUGUUAGCGUAUUUAAGUGCAUUGUCUGCACGAGAAGCUUUCCCUUUACCUGAACAAGCCAGUUUGCAAUAGAAAAUUACACUGCUGUAACUUGCCCAAACACAGUUUCGUGGGGCAAGGCGCCUUGUUGUGGGUGGGUGCCACGCACUGUGUCUGGGCACAGUGUUCGUUAUGUUGCCAAAGCCUCUUUGGUAGUUUGACUGUUACCUUCUUUGUACAGUUCUAGAGUCUCAAAACGGUUCUAAUGAAUGUAGCAUACUGUUUGAGUUUGCAUCUUUUUGCUUUUGGCUACACAUGGUGCUUUCUGAUAAUGAAUUGUGCAUCUAGGCAGAGGCCAGAGGCCAGGCCCUGCUUGCUUUAACAGUCACAAAAGUCGUGUUGGAAGACUGCAAAAUCUUGGACCUGCUGGGAGACUGUUUUCAGAUGCACCCUCACUUGUGAGCAGCAGAAACCUGGGAAGAUGAGAAGAGGAAGCUUAAGGCCUGUUCCUGAGAUGAGAAGAUGAAGUUUAAGCAUGGUUCUAGAAUCUGAGAUGCGGUAGAUGGUGCUGAAGCAGCACUGAGGCUUCUGCAGUAUCCGCAGUCCAGCGUGUGCCUGCUGGCUGUCCCAAACACUGAUGGUCCUGUGUCUUCAUGAGAUGCACUCUGAGAUGAGAAAACGCUGACUAUCCUGACUAUUAACUUACAUAAGCUCUAAAAAUGGGAAGAAUUUUUCUGGAUCACAUUGGCGGCACUCGCCUGUUCUCCUGUGCAAACUGUGACACCAUUCUGACCAAUCGUUCGGAGCUCAUCUCCACUCGCUUUACAGGGGCCACAGGGAGAGCUUUUCUUUUUAACAAGGUGGUAAAUCUGCAGUACAGCGAAGUUCAGGAUCGGGUCAUGCUCACUGGCCGCCACAUGGUUCGAGACGUGAGCUGCAAGAACUGCAACAGCAAACUGGGCUGGAUCUAUGAAUUUGCCACUGAAGACAGCCAGCGCUACAAGGAAGGCCGUGUUAUCCUGGAAAGAGCUUUGGUCCGAGAGAGCGAAGGAUUUGAGGAGCAUGUUCCAUCUGACAAUUCCUGAAGAGGCUUCUCUCAGGUUCUCUUCAUUUGAAACUUAAAGUAAUAAAAUCAACAAAAAAAUCUGCUUACAUACACUGUCACCUUAGCAUCAGAGUCGGAUUCAUGGACUACAGAGUAGGAAAGAUUGUGAGAGUAUUUCAGAUGGAACCUUCCUUUCUUUGUUCCUUUAUAUUUUAUUUUCCCUCCAGCAGCUGUUUGUAGAAAGAUUGUUUUGCAGUUGCUGUAAGGUUUUUCUGUCUUGCAUUUCCAUCUGUUAAAUCUGAGACAGUAUCUGCAGAUACAGUGAGCUAAAAGGAAAAUGUUGGAAGAAUUUUUCUUUUGUUAGAGAGAGAUCAAUGGUUGUUUUUGUUUGGUUUUUUUUUUUUUAGUUUGCACAAACUGAUGUCAGCAUAAGGUUAUUUUAAAAUUACAGGUGUUUUUUUAAAAGUAUAUUCCAAUUUUUGGCAUAAGAUUUUAGCUACUUUUUUUUCUACUCAAUCUUUUCACCUGAUUUGCUAGCUAAAGUAAAGAGAUCCGAAUUUGUGCCGAGUGCUAAAGGUUCAGUGUUGGUACAGCUUGGGCUGGCCCUUGUGCCAUAUUCUUGUUGAGGUUGAUUGGUAGCACAGAGCCCAUUAUUUCUUGUCAUUCUUGACCCAAAGAUGUCACCAUUCCUUGUUUAUUUGUGAAGUCCCGGUCACCAUAAACUGGUAUUGAUUGGAAACUAUUUUUGAAAUAGGGCAAAACUGCUUGGCUUUCUUUUUUUUUAAUUUUAACAGAUGUAACUUAUACCCAUAAUAAUAAUAAAGUAGUUGUCUGUUUAGUCUUGUGUUGCUUACAAAACAAAAGCUGUGUUUGUAAUGAUAAGGAUCCACUGAGAAACUCCUGUUUUGGCAGUAAAUUUUUUGUUUCUCUACUAAUCUCAUUAAGUAGACGGGCAAUUGCAAACCUUAAUUCUUCAAGUGGCUUUCUUCAAACCCAGAACUUCCUAUGUUAAACACAGCUGCUGUGUAAAAGAAGACUGCCAGCAUGUUUGUUCAUGCAUCCAGUUCUACAAUCUGCAUCUUGUGAAAAGAUUUAACUGAACAGCUUGUUUUCAAAUGCCGCUUCUGGUGGUGAAACUCUUUCAACUUAGUUGAACUCUUUUUGUUGUGGUGUUCACGUUUUUAUCUUUCUGGGCAGCAUUACAUGUCGCCUAGUAGUACCUAGUGACUUGGGUUCCUGCUUUCUUGUAGAGGUCAGCUCUGUUUAAAACAGUGAUCUUGCUUGCCUGGUAGCAAAAAUGCUCUUUGUUGGCUUAGCUCAAGGGUGCCCAAACACUUUCAUUGUCUUAAGCCAUAAGUUGAGAUCUCAAGGGCUGCAAUGAUUCUGAAUGUUAGAUAUGUACGAUUCAUUAUCAAAGAUGUGUUUAUUUUUUUUCAUAUUGGGUAAAUUGUGGUCAAAGUGAAAUAGAUUACCCACAGGUGUACAGGGAGGAACAAAUAGAUCUGGCCUCUUGCCUUUCAGAGUGACUUCUUCACUAGCUGCAGCUCCAUAUCUGGAACUAAAAUGUGGAGGCUGACUACACAGAGUAUUUUUAAUUUUUUGGGGUUGCUUAGUGGCAAUUUGGACACCCCUGACUUGAAUUUGCUGCCUACUUGAUGUAAAAGUAGCUUUAUUAUAGAAAUGUUAUAUGGAAAGAAAACAGAGUAGAUCACAUACCAGAGCUGUGCUUGAAUCAAGCUGCUUAAACAGUAGUGUACUUGUGCCUCAAAUCAGUUUUUGCACUGAGUACAGUAGUGCCCCAUUAUCUCGGGUUUUUUUCUGUCUUUCACAAACCCCAGAAGUCCCAUUAGCAUGGUUCUCUGCAGUACUUUUCUUGUACUUCUGGCAUUACAGUACAAUAAAGUAUGUUUUGUCCUGAA